This is a messenger RNA of Bacidia gigantensis, 14733 nucleotides long. RefSeq lists its product as uncharacterized. Gene Ontology annotation, molecular function: ATP binding; ATP hydrolysis activity. Gene Ontology annotation, cellular component: nucleus; preribosome, large subunit precursor. The record is from RefSeq and is a predicted model, not a curated record. NCBI's taxonomy places the organism in Eukaryota, Fungi, Ascomycota, Lecanoromycetes, Lecanorales, Ramalinaceae. The transcript is spliced from 3 exons. Bases 1 to 14733 code for a protein of 4910 amino acids. Gene Ontology annotation, biological process: ribosomal large subunit assembly; rRNA processing.
AUGAAUGUUUCUUUCUGUUCGGCGCAGCUCAUCCAAGAGCUUCAGAAGAUACAUGAUAUACCAGACGAAUUGGUUUCUCUUCUGCAGCAUGGAUCCAACUCUGAGUACCUCGACAGUCUCGCGCAACUUGCGCUUGACCCUAGGUGUACAGAGCUCAUAUAUGCUACACAUCAAGCAGUCUUUGUCGAGAUCUCAAGUAGAUGGAUGCAGCUUCCGCAAGCGAAGAGGCUUGCUGCUCUCUCCGCUUACGCCCGCAUACUGCCCUUAGCACCGCACCUUGCAGGACACAUUUCUCUAGUAUUCGAAUCUGGUAGCCAAGGGUAUUUAGAGGCUUGGGUAUCUUCUGAUCCCACAUCUCUUACAAGAAUCCCAAGUGACGACCUUGAGACAAUAUUAUUGUUGAUAUACCGAUUGCUAGCUUGUGGUAAUGAGAGAUUUGCUUCGUACAUUAAUCCAACGAAGUUGGUUGGUCUAUCGAAUCAUACUAGCCGCAGUGUCAUAUACCUGAGCGCUAGAUUGUUGUGUCUGUACAUGCAUGCAUCAGAUGCUGUGCUCGAGAAUCUGAUCAAGAAAAAUGUUGGCGAAGGCGAAGUCACUGGUUUGUGGGAUGGUAAAGUAAUUGACUUCAGAUUUUUUACUUUGUGGGAACGUUCGCGUCUUGAUGACUUGCGAUAUUUGGCUUUGAGGUUUCGACAGCAAACAGACAUCAAUUUGCUCGAAUCGCCCAUUCGUUCGCCCCAUACUAGAAUCUUAGACAAUGAUGAUAUUUCGGAUACAACUGCCAUCGUUGGUAACGUACUGAUACCUCUUGCAAGCUCGCAAAAAUCCUUGGAGAUUUCUCUUGUACCUACUUCAACAACUAAACAGAACAUCCAGCAGAUUGCAACGGCCGUUGUUAGCGAGAAGCCCAUCCUCGUAACCGGUCCACCCGGUUCUGGUAAAUCUAGGCUUAUUAGGGAAAUUGCUCGUUUGACCCAUCAAGAGUCUGGUUUGAUAUCGCUACACCUCAACGAGCAGACUGAUGCAAAGAUAUUAUUAGGCAUGUACACCAAAGAUAGAUCAUCAGGCUCCUUCAAAUGGCAUCCUGGCGUGAUCACUCAGGCUGUUACCCAAGGACGAUGGCUUCUCAUAGAGGACCUGGACCGGGCACCAUCGGAGCUCAUUAGUAUUUUGCUACCACUGAUUGAGAGAAUGGAGUUGACUAUCCCCACUCAAGACACUCCUGUCCCCUGUUCACCCAACUUUAGACUUAUUGCUACAAUGCAAACCUCUUCAGACUUGCAACGACACUUGAGGCAUCGCAGAUCAAUUUUGAUUGAGAGGCAGGAAUGGCAUCGCGCGAAUCUACAGGCUUUCACUCAAGAGGAUCUAAGUCAAAUAAUAAACUCUUUGUUUCCUGCGGUUCAAAUCCACGUUCCACAGCUUCUGAGUAUCUAUGCGGCUUUGGUAUACCAGAAUGGAUUUGCCAACUCGAAUAUCAAAUCAUUUUCGCCGCGUCAGCUCUUACGCUGUGCUCGAAGGAUCGACACCGUGCUAGGCGAGGCACGCGUGACUUCAGAUGUCCAGCCGGUUCCAGAGGCCCUGCAAGACGACAUUCUCCUCGAAAUCGUAGAUUCUUUUCUUGGUAGCUUACAACAAGGUUCACUCAAAACAGAUCUCAUGCAUAUGACUGCCGGGGAACUCCAUAUUCCGGCUCAGCGGGCGGAAAAUGUUUUGCAGACGCGGAGACCGAUUUUCGAGCAACGGAGUUCUUCUCUACGAAUCGGGCGAGCCAAAUGCCAAAUAGCCAAGGAGUCUCUAGGUACAAGAAAAAAGCAUGUUGGUAUGCACGAGAGGUUCGCCAGGACCGAUCACGCACUGCGGACAUUAGAAAGUUUAGCAUCAACGGUGCAGCAAGUAGAGCCGUGUUUGCUGGUAGGUGAAACAGGAGUAGGCAAAACAUUAAUGGUUCAGAAUCUUGCAUCUAUGUUAGGUCACAAACUCGUUAUCGCAAAUUUAUCGCAGCAGAGUGAGGCUAGUGAUUUACUAGGUGGAUACAAACCAAUAAACCCUAGGUCACUUGCAAUUCCCAUGAAAGAUGAGUUCGGAGACCUUUUACAGAUUACUUUCCCUUCACGCCAGAACGCACCAUUUUUAGAAACCCUCGGAAAGGCCAUCUCACGAGAGCGCUGGAAAAGAGUCCUGCGUUUAUGGAAAGAAGCAAUCCAGACUGUUGAAUCCAUUCUCAAACCAACCAAGACGGCUACCGGAGUUCCUUUGAGUGGUCCAAAUUCAAAAAGGAGGAAAAUAGAGCCACGAAAUGAUGAGCUCAGGAGAAGAUGGAUUAAGUUCACAGACGAGGUGCAAGCCUUCCAAGCUUUACUUGCUGGCAAGUCUGGAGGCUUUGCCUUUUCUUUUGUUGAAGGUAAAAUCGUCCAAGCUGCGCGUAAUGGCGAUUGGGUGUUACUGGACGAGAUCAACUUGGCCUCACCAGAUACUUUAGAGAGCCUCUCAGAUCUUUUCACAGACCAUCAGGACGGUGGACCUUCACUACUUCUUCUAGAAAAAGGUGACGUUGAACGAAUCAGACCCCACCACAAUUUUCGAAUUUUCGCUUCAAUGAACCCUGCUACGGACACUGGCAAGCGCGAUCUACCCCCAGCAUACGUUCAAACGGUUGCUCAAGUCUACUUGAGCAGUCAAAAGCAAGCGAAUUUGCGCGACGCUGACGACGUCGGUCGGCUAUACAUUGAUAUCAAGCAACUGGCAAAUGAUAACGAUCUAGUCGAUGGCGCAAACCAGAAACCUCACUUCAGCCUACGUACUUUUACUCGGGCGCUGACAUACGCCUCUGACAUUGCCUCUAUGUUUGGUCUCCGCAGAGCCUUAUUUGAAGGGUUUUCUAUGUGCUUUUUGACGGCCCUUGACACUAUUUCAGCUUCCUUAGUACAGCCGUUGAUCGAACGUCGUAUGUUUCCUGUCGACCGGAUAAGAAAGGCAACUUUACAUCAGAUUUCACGUGCUCCCGAGGACGGCAAAAGCUACGUUCGCUUUGAUCACUAUUGGAUACUACAAGGACCGUUGCGUACACGGAGUCAGCCACAUUACAUAUUGACGCCAUUCAUAAAACAGAAUCUGCUGAAUUUGGUCAGAGCCGCUUCGACGCGUCGGUUUCCAGUACUACUCCAAGGUCCAACUUCAUCUGGAAAGACGAGCAUGGUGGAUUACCUGGCCAAAAUCUCUGGAAAUCAAUGUGUACGAAUCAACAAUCAUGAGCACACGGAUCUCCAAGAAUAUCUAGGCUCUUACGUAUCAGAUUCCGCAGGUGGGCUAGUAUACCAAGACGGCGCCCUUGUUACGGCUCUCAAAGAGGGUCACUGGGUAAUUCUUGACGAGCUUAAUCUUGCACCAACUGAUGUCCUUGAAGCUUUGAACCGACUACUCGAUGACAAUAGAGAGCUAUUGAUUCCAGAGACUCAGCAAACGAUACGCCCUCACGAAAACUUCAUGCUCUUUGCCACACAGAAUCCACCUGGAGUCUAUGGUGGCCGGAAGGUUCUUUCGCGAGCUUUCCGUAAUAGAUUUCUCGAAAUUCACUUUGAUGAUAUACCUCAGGAGGAACUUGAGAUAAUUCUGCGUGAGAGGUGCCAGAUUGCACCAUCAUUUUGUGCCCAGAUUGUCGCUAUUUACAGGAAGUUAUCGAUACUCCGCCAAAGCGAGCGUCUUUUUGAGCAACGCCAUAGCUUUGCUACUUUGAGAGAUUUGUUCCGGUGGGCUCUGCGCCCAGCGGAUGAUCGCGAGCAACUUGCAAUCAAUGGCUUCAUACUUCUAGGUGAGCGUGUCCGCAAAGAGUCAGAGCGUAUGACGGUAAAGGAGACAAUCGAAAACGUUUUGAAGGUCAAGCUUGAGCCUGAUAGAAUAUACAGCCCUGCUGCCAUGCAUACCGCCAUUGGGACAUCCUUGAAGAAUUCCUGUGGAAUAAUAUGGACAAAAUCAAUGCGCCGCCUUGCGAUACUUGUGGCUAGAGCCCUAGACAACCAUGAACCUGUCCUGUUGGUCGGUGGAACCGGCACUGGAAAAACCUCAAUAUGCCAGGUGCUGGCCGAAAUGAUGGAGACGACCCUUAAUACCGUCAAUGCACACCAAAAUUUGGAGACAGGAGACCUCAUUGGAGCUCAUCGCCCUCCGCGAAAUAGAGAAUUAGUAGAAGAUGAAUUAGUCGACCUACUCAUAGACGCACUAGAAUCUCAACAGGCCUUUGAGCAACGAUAUGCUAGAAACAUUGAAUCAUUGACUUUAGCAUAUGAUAAUCUUCUUGGAGACCCAUCCGCGCAUAUUUCCGAGGAUUUAAAAGCUCGGAUUGAUGAUUGCUCAGCAAGAGCCAAAGCCUUGUUUGAGUGGUCAGAUGGUAGCUUGGUGGCUGCGAUGAAAGACGGAAGUCACUUUCUACUCGACGAAAUAUCCUUAGCGGAUGACUCGGUUUUAGAGCGCCUAAACAGCCUACUAGAACCGAGUCGUACGCUGUACAUUGCAGAAAGGGGUACUACUGAUGCAAAUGUUAUUGCCAACGAUAAAUUUCAAUUCCUUGCUACAAUGAAUCCUGGAGGCGACUAUGGAAAAAGGGAGCUGUCAGGUGCAUUAAGAAAUCGCUUUACUGAAAUAUGGGUGCCCAACUUGAGUCAUAAGGAGGAGAUUGUUGAGAUCGUGGAGGCGAAGCUUAGCUCGGCACACAAAUACCUCGCAGAACCCAUGGUUAAUUUCGCUGAAUGGUACUCUACGUCGUAUGAAUCGUUUAUUAACAUGUCGAUACGAGACUUGUUAUCUUGGGUGACGUUCAUUAACCUCUAUGACCGUAGUCAUGCUGCGUUUGCGGUUUUUCACGGAUGCUGCAUGGUCUUCCUCGACAAGUUGGGCACGAGCCUUACAGCAAAUCUUUCUGAAAUCAAAUCUGGAAUUGGGCUUCAGCACCAGGCGUGUGUAACUAAGUUGCAGGAGCUAUUCACAAUAGACAAAUCGUUGACGGAAGAUUCAGUGCCGGUACUCAUGGAUGGUGCGAAUACACUCUCCAUAGGUGGGUUUGAAGUUCUAAAAUUAUGUCCCGACGUGCGCCCAACACCUUACAAUCUGGAAGCACCGACAACUGUCCGGAACGCUAUGAAAAUCCUGCGCGCGCUGCAAGUGAACAGACCAAUUCUGCUCGAAGGUGACCCCGGUGUAGGUAAAACGACAUUAGUGGCUGCUUUGGCACAGAAGAUCGGGGUACCUUUGACGCGUAUUAAUCUUUCUGAUCAGACGGAUCUUGUUGACCUGUUCGGCUCAGACAUUCCUAUUGAAAGCGGAGACGUAGGCAGCUUUGGUUGGCGACCUGCACCGUUUCUACGCGCAAUGCAAAAAGGAGAAUGGAUACUGUUAGAUGAGAUGAAUCUUGCUUCGCAAUCAGUGCUAGAAGGAUUGAAUGCUUGUUUCGAUCAUCGUGGUGAGGUCUUUGUACCGGAACUAGGGAAGACUUUCCCAAAGCAUCCUAACGUGGUGGUAUUUGCCGCCCAAAACCCUUACCACCAAGGUUCAGGAAGAAAAGGAUUGCCCACUUCCUUCAUCAAUCGCUUCACCGUCGUCUAUGCUGGCGUUUUCGACGAGAUUGACUAUCGAGCAAUUUGUUCUGCUUUAUAUCCGGAUAUCGAACCAAACACGAUCAAGAGCGUUGUGCGAAGCGUAAGUAAUGUUGCGACAUAUCUAACGGAUGACAACAAUUUUCAUCCUCAGGGCGGACCAUGGGAAGUUAACCUGCGCGAUGCUCUUCGGUGGCUGGAUAUUCUUGCCAAGAGAGAGACAUCAAUCUCGCCAGAUCAUGCUUUCGACUACGGAGACGUGCUGUUCAGCCAUCAAUUUAGGAAGGCAAAGGACCAGCAACGCAUCAGGGGAGUCAUUCAGCAAUCGCUUGAAGUCCCCACUCCAAUUCAUAAUUAUUUCCUUGGGCGGAGCGAACACCAUAUAGAAGCCGGUAGAGCUGUGCUUAAACGUGACGCACUUCUAGGCUCCCAACAAUUAAAAUCACCGAGCUUCAAGGAAGCCAGCUUGCCGAUUAUCGAAUCGUUGAUGCUCUGUGUUGAGAAGCAUUGGCCGACACUCCUCGUUGGACCAUCCAAUUCCAAUACAAAAGCGUCCGUGCUCGCCUUAGCAAACCUCGUGGGAGCUGAGGUGACACAGAUCUGUGCAAAUCCUGAGAUGGAUGCUCAGGAUUUUCUGGGAACUUACGAGCAAGCUGACAACCAGAAUAAGCUCAAUAGCUUCUACAAGCGUCUCGAGCUUUGUACUAGCCAGACUGUACUUCGACAGAUGGCUUCUGAUCAAACGAUUGAUCAGAAUUUGUUUGAAGUCAGGAUUGGUCGUCGACAAAAGCCAAUGACGGAGAAUUUCCAGGCCAUCCUCCAAGCAUUAGCGUCCACGUACCCAAAUUCCGAAUUUCCAUUGAUACUGAAUGAAUGGACUGACAUAGCACAUUGGGUUUUUGGUCAUCAUGAUCAGCCUGGAUUUCGAUGGGCUGAUAGCCCUUUUGUAAAAGCUGUGAAGCAAGGCCACUGGGUUAUAUUAGACCAUGCAAAUCUGUGCGACUCUUCUGUUUUGGACAGACUGAAUUCUCUGCUUGAGCCUGAAGGAUGUCUGAGCAUUCAUGAGCAUCGAAACGCUGACGGCAGUCCUGAAAUUGUGCGUCCACAUACAUCUUUCAGAAUGUUCAUGACAAUGGAUCCUGAGCAUGGUGAACUCUCUCGGGCUAUGAGAAAUCGAUCCGUAGAGCUGUUUAUGUCAGCAAACGCAAUGCCAGAAUCUACGUCCGUAGAUCAAGUGAUUGAAGCAAGAAUGUCACGCUUCUCGAUCUUACACCAAAUCGAUUGGCGUUCGAUUGAUCCUCCGCAAUUAUUGCUUGUAAUUUCAAUCUUUCUAGAUCAUUUGACUCAUCAUGACCUGAUGAAUCUGAGGUACUGGCAACAUCAGGUCACUAGAGGACUUGGCGACCUACCAGAAAUACCACUAAGAGAUUUCAACACUGCUGUCAAUGCAUUGCUUCGGCUUAGUGACUGUCACGGAUGUGUUUUGCAGGCAACUCAGGAAACCUAUGAAGCCAUUUCACAGAAAGGGGCUAUGCCCUUGGGUGUAGCUGGCCUACAGUCAAUUCAUCCGCACAACAAUGCUGCCCUGCUCGCUUUGACCUCCCGCGCUGCUUGGCAUCAAAAUCUCAAGCUUCUUGGCGAAGCUUUCGAAACAAUGCUUCAUCUGAGUUCUAUCGACUGCAGACUUGCUGUCAUUACGGAGAGCGCUGGAACAGAGACAGAUUGUAAACGAAUAAUGCCAGGAAGACCAAGCAUGGUUUCCAAGGGCCUGAAAACAUGGGACAACCUGGCUGACUGCACUACGCAACUUCUUCUCCGCAUGACCUCCGUCUUCAAAAGAUACUUGAACGAGAGGCUUUUCGGUGACCGCUGGAAAGAAUCACAAUUUUUGCCAACAAGCACAGGGCAAUUUGAAGCAGGAGAUGUCCGGAACUUACUUACACUCAUAGCCAAUUUCGUAGUUUACCUUGAUGACGUACUUAAUCUAAUACAAUCCGACCUUGAGGAAGAAGAUACCCUACAAGCAUAUUUAGAUAUUGGCAUCGCCUUAGCUGUUCGUCAUCAUUCGACAAAUCGGUUGAGUACUCUUACUGAGCAGCUAGCUGGCGAUACUCUGGAUAUCUUGAAAUCAAACUCAUCGAAGCUGCAGCGACUAAGUGGACUCGCUAUGGAGCCAUUAUGGCGGGCGUUCAGGCCAAGAACUUGUAAUGACGUCGCUCAGUAUGAGCUAAAAGUCCAAUUGGAGGCGUUGGCUGAUCGCUUCGACGAGGUGAAGUGGAGCUCAGGUGCUUCUGUGGAAGAGCUCAUGUCGUUAUUGCGGUCCUUGACUGCUAUAUGUGACAAUUGCUACUCUCUUGCAGCUUCACGUGUCGAGUUCGAUGCUGUCUGUGUAGCGCUAAAAACGCUUGAACGUUGGUCUCAUGCAUAUUCGUGCAAAAUGGAACCGUAUUUUUCUCUGCAAUUUGAUGCCUUACGUCAAUAUCAAUCCUGCUAUUCCUGCAACGACUCAGUGGAGCAGCAGCGCGACGUGGCUAUGCUAUGUGGAAUGCAGUCAAAAUUCUGGCUAGGUUUAAACACGUCCUCGUCGGCAUUCAGAAAGUUGAAAACUCUGAAUAUGGCUCUUCAGGGAUGUCAACCAGAUAAUAAGUUAGCUUGUGUAUUACAAGUACCGCCGCUUUCGGUUCUUUCACGGCUUGAAACCGUCUUUGAAGUGCCCAUCAGCUCCGUGGAUCUGCUCGGCCAAGAAUUGGGGAGACUCGGGAUUGCCAUCGCAGCCAGCACAGAUACCUUUGGCACCAAUGAGUUGAAAGGGGUUGAUACCACAUUCUUCCACGUGCGCGAGGCCGUGUAUGACAUUUUAGACGGUGAAUAUAGCACUGAUGAGAAGCAACGUUUUGUAAAAUCUCUUCAACAACUCCCAUCCAAGCUUUAUGGGCAAGAGACCGGUACCAUCAAAACCCAAGGGCAGAAACCAAAUGUCGCAAUUGAUGUCCAAUGGCUCCAAGAGUCAGCAAAGUAUGUCUUCUCGGUGCCAAAUCUAUCUGCUAAGAAUCGCUCGACUACAUCUCCCGCUUCCCUUUUAGAGCUUUCAAAAGACAUGAUCUUGUUCUUCACUGGGUGUCUGUUACUUUUCGUGCCCAACAAACCUUACGAUCCGUAUCGAAAAAGGGUUGUUGAACGCGAACGCUAUCAAAGGCGCGUACAUGAGCUGACAAACAAGCUUACUGCUCUUCAACAUUUUGAGAAGACCACAAGCGGUCAAAUCGAAAGCUAUAGAACACUGGUAGUGCGAGAUUGUAUACAGGCGUUAGGAGACGAACCGAGAGUGGAUCCCAUAUUUCGGCCCGAGCAUUCAGACAUGACUGAACUUCAGGGGGAUUUUGACAGUAUUAUUCGGCUGAUCAUUCGCUAUGCCACCGGUCUGAAGGGCAACGGCUUCGCAUUGCCGGGCAGCUCCGAAUUGAUUUUGGCCUUCGAAUCUGAGAGAAGGGACAUUGAAGUAGUGAUCUCACGAGUCAAAGGGAAACAGAGGGCAUAUGAAGACACCACAAUGCCGUUGGCGGCUUUCCUAGAGGGGCUUGAUAACGGACUUGCGCUAGCACUCGCCGCCAUUUCUCAACAUCCUACAGCUUCUCAUGCUGUCGAACGCAUUUGUUCAAGUACCCCAUUGAUGGGUUGCUCAUCCAUCGAUUCGCUCAAUCGCUCAGAUUUCGACAUGCUGAACAGCGGACAUAUAUCGAUCGAUGCACGAAUUGAGUUUCUCGAAACUUUAGGACUUAGGAAGAACGUAGAGGCUUCUAUCCCGCAAAACGCAGUAGUCCCAUUGCUACAGUCGUUCCAUACGAUGUACGAGCACUGGAAGCGGGGACUAGAUCGGGAGCAAACAGAUUUAGCUGCAAAGUCGUCACUCUAUCGCCAUCGCGGAGGUGAGCCAGACGACGAGCUCUCGGAAAACCAGAUCGUUGAAGACCUUUUCUUUGGCCAUCAUGGAUCCAUCAAUGAUUCAGGCACCCUGUCGAAUCGAAAUCUUGACCCUUCAAGAUUUAGUCAGACAAUAGCUCGAAUUCAGAGGAGCAUCUUCACCCCGCCUAGUGAUGCUGUCGCGCAAGUCCAACUUCACAUGUUGGACAAAUCUCACAAGAUCGCAGGGCUUUGCAAUGACCCACCAGCACAGUCUAAGGUUCCUGCUGCUUCGCUUUGCAUGCUACCAGUGUUGUUUCUCCGCUUAGAUGAGGAGAUGGUGAAAUUGGAAAGCAAAGCUAAGACAGCCAAUUCCUAUGAUUUCUACGCCGAUAGCCAUAUCGCAGAAGUGCGAAGGUUUAAACUACUUGUUCAAAAGGUACAGUCCAGAUUCUUAGAUCUGCAGGCUCAAUGGCCCGAGCAUGCCACCUUAAACGACGUUUUACAAAUCUGCAGAUCUGUACUCGAGCUCAAGCAUGCCGACCCACUUGCAAAGCUGUUGACCAAAGCAGAGGAGCUACAUGGUUCUGUGAACGAAUGGCAAGUCGUUGCAAGUAAAGAAUAUUCUGCAACUUAUCAAUACGACGAGCUCACGCAACUCAUCAUUUCGUGGCGGCGGCUGGAGCUUACGGCUUGGACCAUGCUACUCGACAAAGAGGACAAAAAAUGUCAGCUCGAAGCUGAUUCAUGGUAUUUCAUUGCGUAUGAAACGAUCAUUGCUGCCCCUUUAACCAUGGUAGCAUCUAGUGGCAGCCCGGACACGUAUACCGAAGAAUUGUUGGCUACCUUGGAGAAAUUUCUCAACACUACAACUUUAGGUCAAUUCUCGAAACGCAUUGCGAUGUUGUAUUCUUUCCAAAGGCACGUAACACUUGCAGCGGAAGAAACCGAACCCCUUCGAGUCACAAGUAGUGCCCUCUACAAUUUUCUGGGCUACUUCGACCGCUUCACCGCGAAAAUUACUGCUACAAUUGCAUCAGAACGUCAGAAGCUUGAAAAAGACUUGAAGAAUAUUGUUGUACUUGCAAGUUGGAAAGAUACAAAUGUUGCCGCAAUCAGAGAGAGCUCAAAACGAUCACACCACAAGCUUUUCAAAGUCGUCCGCAAGUACCGAGACCUUUUGGCUCAACCUGUCGACGAGAUACUGAGUCAGAUUUUUCCGGAUUGUCUUGGUAUCAACACUCGACAUCUCACACGUCGAUCCGACAGCAAGCUGCCCUCGGUGGACAGUCGGGCUCUAGAAACUUGUCGACAGAGGUUUGAGGAUUGGGCAACGACAUCAGCUCGCUUUACCGAUCCGCUUGGAACUGCACAAAAUAUGCGACGUAUCAGUCAAAUACCGCCUGCAGCAGUACGCAUAUCCAAUUAUCUUGACAACUUCUGCGACGACUUAGCACAUAGCAUGGUGGCUCUUCAAGAUGCCACGCCUUCAACAUUGACCAAGGAAAACAGCGCUUUGGUAAAGAAUUUAUUGGUGCAAAAACGUAAGCUUUUUUCGGACACAAUGAAGCAGAUCCGAUCCAUGGGAUUUUCGAGUAACCUGGGCGAGGAGACCUUAAAAACGCAAUCAUCUCUUGCAGUUGUAUUCUCGAAGAUGCGGUCUUUUCAAAAUUUAAAUCGAGAUGAACUAUCACAAGUAGAGCACACAACCCAAGAUCUUUUGAAAUACAUGCUUGAGAUCAGAAGGCCAGUAAAUACUCGUUCUGAAGAUAUCACUCAUGCCGAGUUCAACCGAAGCAGAGGGUUUAUGGAAAGCGUUCUGUCUACUUUAGUGAAACAGAGAAAUCUCAUUGUGACUUCAGGAACGGCAAUGCAAAGACUCCAAGGCUUGUGUCAUUUGAUGGAAAAUCUCUGGAGGCCAGACACAUACAGCGUGCAUACCUCCAUAGGAGCUGAUCAGCUCCAGACUUAUCCGAAAGUGACCAGGUGGAUUUCAGCGAUACUAGAAACAGCGGGCACCGUUCUCCAGAAGUAUGAGAAUUUCAAAGGCUCAAGGAGCGUAGUCAUAAAUGAAUCAUUACAACAUUGGGCACUACUUAUGGCAAGGUCAACAGAAGCCCUUGAAUCACUACCGAAGCUUCCAUCUGGCUUGACUACUACCCAGCAUGCAAAUAUCGAAGGCGAAACCAAGGCGAGACUAAUUGAGCUACGUGCUUGUCUUGCCGAAUGUGCUACGGAUCAUCCAGAUAUGGCCUUUCUUGUGAAGCACAUACAACCGUGGUUGGAUUUCACAGUCGAGAUCCAGUCCGAGGAAACUAAUGGCGUUCAUACUGUGAACAUGCUUUGUGCACGAUCCAAUAUUCGCAGUGUCUCGGAUGCAAUACUUGUUGGCGUUCAGAACAUGUCAGCGAAAUUAGAAACCCAAUCUGAAGUUGGUGAUCAACCAAAAUGGCUGUUACGUACCGAAGCUUUGCUAGCAGAAGCCAUUCAGCAAUUGCAAAUCAACAGCAUAAACGAGAGGCUAGCCGCUUGCCUUGCUAGCGUAUCGUGUAUCGAGUCUUCUAGCGAGGAUGAAUUUGAAACGUUAGGAGCAGUCUACGCCGUUGCAUUACCAAUAGUGCAGCAAUUUUGUAAUAUAUAUCAGUCGGUGCUUGAUGAAUAUGUCAGUUCACAUGCAUCUUUAAACAGACUUGCCGUUGUCAUGGCAAGAAGCCUAGCAAGUAUAUGCAAGAACGGAUUCUGUAGCCCUGUUGAGCCAUCCACUGGGGACAGCGCUGCAGAGAAAAUUGAGAGUGGAACUGGUCUAGGCGAAGGUCAAGGUACUGAAGAUAUCAGUGGGGACAUCCAAGAUGAUGAAGACCUAUCGGAUCUAGCGCAACAACAUCAAGAAGAGCAAAAUGGCCAUCGCUCAGAGCAGAAUGCCAGUGCCGUAGAUAUGAAUCAUGACGAUUUGGAAGGCGAAACAGAUGCUGUCUCGGAUGAGGAGACAGGAAGCGAGAUCGAAGAUGGAAGUGAGACAGAUGAAGGGGAGCUAGAUGAACAACGUGGUGAAGUUGACGAACUUGACCCUUCCGCAGUAGACGAGAAAUUAUGGGAUGGUAAUCAAAAGCAAGCCGCUCGAGAGAACUCAGCCCAAAACGCACCUUCUCAAUCCACUAAGGAAGAACAAGUUGCUCUCGACGUGGCACAGCAAUCUCAAGGCACUGCCCAAGAAGAUACUCUCGAGUCUGAAAGUCCUGAUGUGGAAGGUGCCGAGGAUUCAGACCCUGUCGAGCAUGAGGAGGUCUCGAAAAUGGAUGCGCACACGCAACAUGGGGAGGCCUUGGAAAUGCCAGAGGAGAUGGACAUCGACACAUUGGACGGAGUGGAUCAGGAAUCAGUGACAGAUGAAGAGGAUCUUGACGAGAUGUCCUCAAACUCCGACGGACAUCUCAACGAUGCUCAAGAUGGAGAGAUGGAUCGUGAAGAGUCUGAUGAUCGAGAGUCCGAUUCUGCUUUGCAUGAAGAGAUUCAAAAGACUGUUGGGGAUGACGCACAACCCAGAAAUGAUAUGAAUGCGCCAUCCACUGAUGACACCAACGAGAUGGCAGACUCCCACUCGAAGGUGUUGCCAGCAUCUCCUACUUCUGGGCUCGGGGCGAACGCAGAUGACAUGACUUCAACUAAUGCGUACGAGGUGAAGCGCAAUGACUCUGUUGCAUCAACAACCCAGAUCGAACAACAGAAGCCUGCGGCAGCGAAGCCCGAACAGACUGCCGAUACCAAGCGUCAAAGUGAUCCGCCGGGCGACACAAGUGAAGCGUUACCAAGAUCACAAGUGCAGCAGUCCGAACAGUCACAAUUGAAUGAAGCUUCUUACAUAGAUGAUGCGAGGAGUGAUGCGUUGAAGCAGCUAGGCAAUGCCUUAGAAGAGUGGCAUCGAGUUCAGUCCAGAAUUCUAGAGGCACCGCAGGGCGACGAGGAGACUGCCCCAGCAAACGAUCUGGAUAUAGCAGCUCAAGAGCUCCAGCAUUUACCUAGUAACGAUGCGCCAGCGGACGGGCAGGCUCUAGGAACAGCAAGUGAAGACCAGGUCCGUGCCCUAGAUGAGCAAGCACUAGCCUCCGAAGUGCCGAUGGAAAAUCACGAUGUCUUGCCUAAUCAAGCAUUCAGCGAGGAUCAUGCAACCGAAGGGCAAGAGAUUGACAGGGCUCUCCAAGAUGCAGAUCCCACAAACAACGCAUCUUUGAAUACUAGACCUGCUGAAAUCGUCUCAAAGGAUAGCCGUCGAUUGGAUACGGAUUUCGCGGCCUCCCUAGGUCGUGAAGAUAUCGAGAGCCUUGAUAAAGAAUUUUCCACAACCCACAUCGAAGCCAAGGAUACAGUGGUUGAGUUCCUAGCUUCGGCAAGGCACUUGUGGACACGACAUGAAAAUGAGACGCAUGAACUCUCCUUCCAAUUGACAGAACAACUUCGAGUGAUCUUGGAGCCUACGAAAGCUACAAAAAUGCGGGGCGACUUUCGCACUGGAAAGCGGCUUAACAUGAAAAGAAUAAUACCCUACAUCGCUUCGGGGUACAAAAGAGACAAAAUCUGGAUGCGACGAUCAAUUCCGUCCAAACGAAACUAUCAGAUAAUGCUUGCCGUAGAUGAUAGCAAGUCUAUGGGUGAGACAGACGUCAUUGAGCUCACAUUUCAAUCUCUAGCUCUGGUCUCAAAAAGUCUGAAUAUGCUCGAGGCCGGCCAAGUGUGUGUCGUACGAUUUGGUAGUGACGUCUCCGUCAUUCACGACUUUGACAAGCCUCUCACAUCCGAGGCUGGGGCUCAGAUAUUCAGCAAUUUCAGCUUUCAACAGACCAGCACGAAUGUCCGCAACUUGAUCAGCAAGUCUAUCAAUAUCUUUCAGGAAGCUCGUCGACGAAGCUUUGAUAGCGACCCAGAUCUGUGGCAAUUGGAGCUCAUCGUGAGUGAUGGGUUGUGUGAAGAUCACGAGGAUAUUCGACGCCUUUGCCGCGAGGCUCGUGAAGAAAGGAUAAUGAUAUUGUUUGUGAUCGUGGAUGCACUUCAUGUUGGCAAGUCAAUUGUUGAGAUGACUCAAGCCCUUUUCGAGCCCGACGCCUCUGGAGAGACUCAUCUGAGGAUGAAGCGAUAUCUUGAUGAUUUCCCCUUUCCAUACUAUCUCAUCGUGAACAACUUGAAGGAGCUACCAGGUGCUCUAUCUCAAGCAUUGAGACUAUGGUUCACAGAGGUGGUCGGUGCUACUUAA